Molecule: messenger RNA, 387 nt
Organism: Ahaetulla prasina
Lineage: Eukaryota; Metazoa; Chordata; Lepidosauria; Squamata; Colubridae
Product: kunitz/BPTI-like toxin
Exons: 3
Coding region: 1-387 (128 amino acids)
Cellular component (GO): extracellular region
Molecular function (GO): serine-type endopeptidase inhibitor activity
Source: RefSeq, a predicted model, not a curated record
AUGUCUUCUGGAGGUCUUCUUCUCCUGCUGGGACUCCUCGCCCUCUGGGCAGAGCUGACCCCUGGCUCCGGCCAGGACCAUCCAAAGUUAUGUUACCUUCCGAAGGGUGGCGGACCAUGUAGAGCCAUAAUACCUCGCUUCUACUACAACUUGGCUUCAAAACAAUGUGAAAAGUUUACUUACGGUGGAUGCAAAGGGAAUGCCAAUAAUUUUAAGACCCUGGAUCAAUGUCGCUACACCUGUAUGGAAAAGCCUGGCGUGUGUCCCAAGAGCCCUCCAAAAAAAAUCACUCCUUGUAUCGCGAAGUGUAUAAAUGACUGGACAUGCCCAAAGAAUCAGAAGUGUUGCAAGCAUGGUUGCAUGACUGAGUGCAAGAAUCCUGCCUAA